ACAAUAUCUACUUAACCAUGGUUAAAUUCUAACCCAAGCUGAGUUUAUUUAAAGUGAGAGAAAGUGUGAAACCAAGCUUGUUCAUAUGGAAAACGAAGAAACCCAAUCUCUCUCUUCUCUCCUCUCUCUGUAAAUAGAAUCUCCCCAUUGUCUUAAAUUUCUGUGCAUUUCCUUCCUUCAAAAUCUGCUCUUUCGUUGAUUGGUUCGUUCAUAAGAGAACCAAAGAUCAUCCAACUACUAGAUGCAUUAAAUUGAGAAUUCAAAAAAAAAAUCGUAAUUUUCUGAAGUAACUAAAGAUUUUCGAAAGAGUCUCUUUUUUUAGUGUUGUUUGAUGAUGAAGAGAUUAAGCAGCUCAGAUUCAGUGGGUGGUCUCAUCUCUUUAUGUCCCACUACUUCUACAGAUGAGCAGAGUCCGAGGAGAUACGGGAGAGAAUUCCAGUCGAUGCUUGAAGGUUACGAGGAGGAAGAAGAAGCGAUAAUUGAGGAAAGAGGACAAACCGGUUUAUCUGAGAAGAAGAGACGGUUAAGCAUUAACCAAGUUAAAGCCUUGGAGAAGAAUUUCGAGUUGGAGAACAAGCUUGAGCCUGAGAGGAAAGUCAAGUUAGCUCAAGAACUUGGUCUUCAACCUCGUCAAGUAGCUGUUUGGUUUCAGAACCGCCGUGCGCGGUGGAAGACAAAGCAGCUCGAGAAAGACUACGGUGUUCUUAAAACCCAGUACGAUUCUCUCCGCCACAACUUCGAUUCGCUCCGCCGUGACAAUGAAUCCCUCCUCCAAGAGAUUAGUAAACUGAAAUCUAAGCUUAACGGAGGAGAAGGAGAAGAAGAGGAGGAAGAGAACAACGCGGCGACGAUGGAGAGUGAUAUUUCCGUCAAGGAGGAAGAAGUUUCGUUGCCGGAGAAGAUUACAGAACCGCCGUCAUCUCCUCCGCAGCUUCUAGAACAUUCGGAUAGUUUCAAUUACCGGAGUUUCACCGAUCUCCGAGAUCUUCUUCCGUAUAAGGCUGCCGCUUCAUCGUUCGCCGCCGCUGGAUCUUCGGACAGCAGCGAUUCGAGCGCUGUUUUAAACGAGGAAAGUAGCUCUAACGCUACGGUGGCUCCGGUGACGGUUCCCGGCGGUAAUUUCUUCCAGUUUGUGAAAAUGGAGCAGACGGAGGAUCACGACGACUUUCUGAGUGGAGAAGAAGCUUGCGGUUUCUUUUCCGACGAACAGCCACCGUCUCUACACUGGUACUCCACCGUUGAUCACUGGACUUGAAGCUGUAAACACCGGAAGAGAUUUUGGAUUUGGAUUAAAAGCUCUGUUUUUCUCUCUGUGGAACCGACGGAAAAGAAGGAAACAGUGGAAGGCAAAAUGGGAAUAACGGUAAAACUUGAAGGGUGAAUCAGAAAAUAAGGAGGGUUAAAUCUGAGCGGGAAAUAAUUAACUAGGGUGAAUUUUGUAAUUAUGCUUUCUCUGGCGUUUCGUGCACUUCUUGUAAUUAAGGAUCAUGAGAAUUGAGAAAGGGGUAAAAUGCAAAGAGGGAAAAUUCAACGUGGAAGAACCUUUUAAUUAAAAAAUACAUCUCUUAAAAUCUAAAUUUUACAAUUUUGUACCUAAAACAAAAAAACAAAAAAUCAUGAACCCCAAAAUUAGAAGUGUUGAUUUCGUUUUUGUAGUUUGUUUUCGAUUUGUU
This is a messenger RNA of Thlaspi arvense, 1673 nucleotides long. NCBI's taxonomy places the organism in Eukaryota, Viridiplantae, Streptophyta, Magnoliopsida, Brassicales, Brassicaceae. The record is from the annotation of a GenBank genome assembly.